AUGGAUUACGUUCUAAAAUCUGACCCAUGGAUUUUUGAUAGAGCCCUUCUUAUGUUGAAACGCAUCUCAGGUGAGGAACAACCUUUUGAUCUUGACCUGCACUUCAGCUCCUUCUGGGUUAGAAUUUACGAUCUCCCUCUCAUCCUUAGAUCUGAGACUAUGGAGAAGAAAUUGGGGAAUAUUAUAGGUAUCUUUGAGGAAAUGGAUGUUAGAGAAACUAGUAGAAAUGGGAGGUUUCUGCGUAUCAAAUUCACUACGGAUCUGAAGGAGUCAUUGAAACGUGGUACAGUCGUCACUUUCAAAGGUAAAAAGAUUAGGGUCCAUUUCAAAUAUGAAAGGCUUCCUACUUUCUGCUUCAUAUGUGGGAGAAUGGGCCACCAGAUCAAAGAUUGUGAGGCAGUUGAGGAACUCAAUGAAGAGGGGUUUGAUGAUAUAGAAGAGCAGGACCUAGCUUUUGGUCAAUGGUUGAGGGCUUCACCACUGCCAAAACUCACGGAUGAGUUCAAAAAACGGGAUUCAAGCUCUAGUCUGUGCAAUUGGGAACUCUUCAAUGCGUCGUCUAGCUAG
This is a messenger RNA of Vicia villosa (hairy vetch), 567 nucleotides long. RefSeq lists its product as uncharacterized. The record is from RefSeq and is a predicted model, not a curated record. NCBI's taxonomy places the organism in Eukaryota, Viridiplantae, Streptophyta, Magnoliopsida, Fabales, Fabaceae. The transcript has a single exon. Gene Ontology annotation, molecular function: zinc ion binding; nucleic acid binding. Bases 1 to 567 code for a protein of 188 amino acids.